Messenger RNA from Paramormyrops kingsleyae, 2506 nucleotides. Lineage: Eukaryota; Metazoa; Chordata; Actinopteri; Osteoglossiformes; Mormyridae. The record is from RefSeq and is a predicted model, not a curated record.
AAAGCUGCAGACAGUGUCACCUGGGAUCAUUAAAAGGGGACAAAAACACAUUUCACUGGGGCCUAACAGAUAGAUGCAAGGCUUCUAAUUAAAACAAAACAGCCCAAUAACACCACAAAACUCACUGCAGCACAAAAUCAAGCUAAGAACUCAGAGGACACCACAGGCAGUGGGGGAACGGCCGACCAAGGUCGAGAACCCCGUCCUUCGCCUCCUGAAGCAAAGUCACAAAUUUGGUGGUGAGCAGUCCCAGGCUCUUCUCGUGGCGGCUGGGAGUUUGAGGCUGCAGAGACUCGGCCAUGGCUCGCAGGGUUGUGGGCGGUCUGGAGCCUAUGGGUGCGAGGCAGGAACAACCCCGGAUGGGGUGUGAGCCCAUCGCAGGGCACACUCACACACCAUUCACUCACAUGUAGGAACGUGUUUUCGGACUGUGGGAGGAAACCAGAGGACCCAGAGGAAACCCCAUGAUGACAAGAUCUCGUGGACAUUGGUGAGGAUAGGGACAUGGAAUGACUGAUAGACCAUGAGUCUCACCUCACCACGGAGCUCCUGCUUCACUGACCCUGGACCUGCUAAGUGCUCGCAAACCUUCAGCUGCUGAUCUUCCUGCCAAUCUCAUGUUUCUCCUCACUAUCACUCAUGAAAAAGAUCCAGGGCACAUAGACUCGCUCACUAAGGGCAGAUUCCACCCCCCACCCCCCUUCCCACCUGGGAUGGCCAAUCUCCUCAUUUCCAAGACAGUACCUUAGCCUCAGAUUUGGAGAUUCUCAUACUCACUGUUCACAUUUAAUGGUUCUGUUGUUGUAUAAAACGACCUUCAGUUUGCGAUAAUGUUUGCUUGUCUGGUCUGGCAUGUAUGCACAGCAGCUUUUCACUUAUGAUACAAAGGGCAGUGGGAGGAGAGAAUGACUCUGUAUUUAAUGAGGUUGCAGACAGCAGUCAGGUAACAGUCAUCAUGGUUGGCACUCUGCUCCUGCUUUGGAUCGGAUUCUUCCUGCUUUUCUUCCUCUACAGGUCUCAGAGGCCCAAAAACUUCCCCCCAGGUCCACGCCCUAUACCACUCUUUGGGAAUCUGCUACAGUUAACCUUGGAUAAUCCCAUUGAGGACCUGAAGAAGCUGUCAGCGCAAUACGGGAAGGUUUUUUCUUUAUAUUUGGGAGGAAGGCCUGCUGUGGUAUUAAAUGGCCUGCAGGCAAUGAAAGAAGCAAUGGUCACCAAGUCUGUGGAUUUUGCAGGCAGACCCCAAGGUCUCAUGGUCAGUCACAUCACCGAGGGAAAAGGGGUCAUACUGGCUGACUAUGGUCCCAGCUGGAGGGAACACAGACGUUUUGCUCUCAUGACCCUCAGGAACUUUGGUUUGGGGAAAAAGUCAAUGGAAGAGAGGAUCCUGGAUGAAAUUUCGUAUGUUAUUACAUGUUUGGACAGAAGUGUUGGACAGUCCAUGAGCCCACAGACUCUAUUCCACAAAGCUGCUUCCAACAUAAUUUGUUCCAUCAUUUUUGGAAUUCGAUAUGAUCAUGACGACAAAUAUCUUCAGGAUAUUAUUCGUAUGUUCACAGGAAAUGCCAAAAUUUUCAAUGGACCAUGGGCUAUGAUCUACGAUGCUCUUCCCCUGGUCCGCAGCCUCCCACUGCCUUUCCAAAAGGCUUUUCAGAACACUGCGGUGUUAAAGAAGAUGGCUGCAGACAUGAUUGCUCAACACAAAAGCACGCGUGACCCCGGAGAGCCACGGGAUUUAAUUGACUGCUAUUUGGAUGAAAUAGAAAAGAGAGGUGACAAUGGAUCUCCUUUCUGUGAAGACCAAUUAAUAAUCUACAUUCUGGACAUCUACAUCGCUGGGACAGACACCACCUCCAACACUAUGCUGUUUGCUUUGCUGUACCUUAUGACCUAUCCAGAGGUUCAGGCAAGGUGUCAGCAGGAGAUUGAUACUGUGCUUGGGGACAAAACCAUUGUGUCUUAUGAGGACAGACACGAGAUGCCCUACAUACAGGCCACGAUCCAUGAAGCUCAGCGUCUCUCCAGCAUGGUUCCCUUCAGUGUCUUUCAUUCUACUACCAAAGACACCCAGCUUAUGGGCUACAACAUCCCUAAGGGAACCCUCAUUAUUCAGAACCUUUCCACUGUCCUGCAUGAGGAGGGCCAGUGGAAGUUCCCCCAUGACUUCAACCCCACCAACUUCCUGAAUGAGCAGGGCGAGUUUGUGAAGCCUGAGGCCUUCAUGCCCUUCUCUGUGGGGCCUCGUGUUUGUCUGGGGGAAAGCCUGGCCCGUAUGGAGCUGUUCCUCUUUCUGGUGACUCUGUUACGCCGUUACCAGUUUGUUUGGCCUGAGGAUGCCGGGGUGCCAGACCUCAGCCCUGUGUGGGGUGUGACGCUGUCACCGAAACCCUACAAGCUGGGAGUCAGGCUAAGGGGAGACAAGACAGGCUGAAGACGUCAUGGAAGCCAUUGGCUGCAUACCAAGCCUGACUCAUCCCAAUAAAGCAUGUGUGCUGUAUUCGACAAA